Monodelphis domestica (gray short-tailed opossum) is the source of this 2023-nucleotide messenger RNA. RefSeq lists its product as uncharacterized. NCBI's taxonomy places the organism in Eukaryota, Metazoa, Chordata, Mammalia, Didelphimorphia, Didelphidae. The record is from RefSeq and is a predicted model, not a curated record. Gene Ontology annotation, molecular function: DNA-binding transcription factor activity, RNA polymerase II-specific; RNA polymerase II cis-regulatory region sequence-specific DNA binding. Gene Ontology annotation, biological process: regulation of transcription by RNA polymerase II.
AUGUAUACUGGAGAGAAAUUCUACAAGUGCCCUCAAUGUAGGAAAGCUUUUAAUAAAAGCUCAAAACUCAUUUUACAUCAGAGAAUUCAUGUUGGAGAAAACCUUUGUGAAUGCAAUGACUGUGGGAAAGGUUUCCAUCAUAGGUCAAAACUUAACAUACAUCGGAGGGCACAUACUAGAAAAAAUCCUUAUCAAUGCAAUGACUGUGGGAAAAUGUUUAUUAAUGACUCAAAACUUAUUUUACAUCAGAGGAUACAUACUGGUGAGAAGCCUUUUAAAUGUAAUGAUUGUGGGAAAGUCUUCAGUCAUAGGUCAAAACUUAUUAUACACCAGAGAAUUCAUACUGGUGAGAAACCUUUUAAAUGUCAUGAUUGUGGGAAGGCCUUUAUUCGGAGUUCCCACCUCCUUCAACACCAGAGAAUUCAUACUGAUGAGAAGCCAUUUAAAUGUGAUGAUUGUGGGAAGGCCUUUAAGCAGAAUUCCCACCUCCUUCAACACCAGAGAAUUCAUACUGGUGAGAAGCCAUUUAAAUGUGAUGAUUGUGGGAAGGCCUUUAAUCAGAAUUCCAACCUCUCUGUUCACCAAAGAAUUCAUACUAGUGAGAGGCCAUUUCAAUGUAAUGAUUGUGGGAAGGCCUUUAAUCGGAGUUCCCACCUCCUUCAACACCAGAGAAUUCAUACUGGUGAGAAGCCAUUUAAAUGUGAUGAUUGUGGGAAGGCCUUUAAUCAGAGUUCCCACCUCUUUAAACACCAGAGAAUUCAUACUGGUGAGAAGCCAUUUCAAUGUCAUGACUGUGGGAAGGCCUUUAAUCAGAGCUCCCACCUCCUUCAACACCAGAGAAUUCAUACUGGUGAGAAGCCAUUUAAAUGUCAUGAUUGUGGGAAGGCUUUUAAUCAGAAUUCCAACAUCUCUGUUCACCAAAGAAUUCAUACUAGUGAGAGGCCAUUUCAAUGUAAUGAUUGUGGGAAGGCCUUUAAACAGAGUUCCCACCUCCUUCAACACCAAACAAUUCAUACUGGUGAGAAGCCAUUUCAAUGUCAUGAUUGUGGGAAGGCCUUUAAUCAGAGUUCCCACCUCCUUCAACACCAGAGAAUUCAUACUGGUGAGAAGCCAUUUGAAUGUCAUGAUUGUGGGAAGGCCUUUAAUCAGAAUUCCAACCUCUCUGUUCACCAAAGAAUUCAUACUAGUGAGAGGCCAUUUAAAUGUAAUGAUUGUGGGAAGGCCUUUAAUCAGAGUUCACACCUCCUUCAACACCAGAGAAUUCAUACUGGUGACAAGCCUUUUAAAUGUAAUGAUUGUGAGAAGGCCUUUAAUCGGAGUUCCACCCUCCUUAAACAUCAGAGAAUUCAUACUGGUGAGAAGCCAUUUAAAUGUAAUGAUUGUGGGAAGGCCUUUAAUCAGAAUUCCCACCUCCUUCGGCACCAGAGAAUUCAUACUGGUGAGAAGCCUUUUAAAUGUAAUGAUUGUGAGAAGGCCUUUAAUCGGAGUUCCAUCCUCCUUAAACACCAGAGAAUUCAUACUGGUGAGAAGCCAUUUAAAUGUAAUGAUUGUGGGAAGGCCUUUAAUCAGAAUUCCAACCUCCUUCAGCACCAGAGAAUUCAUACUGGUGAGAAGCCAUUUCAAUGUCAUGAUUGUGGGAAGGCCUUUAUUCGGAGUUCCACCCUCCUUAAACACCAGAGAAUUCAUACUGGUGAGAAGCCAUUUAAAUGUAGUGAUUGUGGGAUGGCCUUUAACCAGAGUUCAAAUUUAAUUGUCCAUCAGAGAAUUCAUACUGGAAAGCUUAUUAAAAAAUCAUGAAUGUGGUAAAGAUUUUAAUAAGAGAACAAACUUCCUGGUACAUCAGAGAAUUCACACUGGUGAGGAACCUUAUAAAUAUGAAGGCUGUGAGAAAGUCCUCAGUUUUCAGUCAUAUUUUCUUGAUCAUCAGAGGGCCCAUAUUGGUGAGAAACUUUAGUAAUGUGAUGAAUAUGCCAAAGGGCUCUGUAAGCAUCUAGUACUCAUUGAUCAUCUGAUCAUGUUAUAU